AUGGCAAAUACUUAUGUUCCUCCUCAUGGUGGUGUGCUCAAGGACCUGAUUGCCCGCGAUGCUCCACGAAGACAAGAGCUGGCUGCUGAGGCCGAGAAGCUGCCCGCCGUCGUCCUCAAUGAUCGUCAGCUAUGUGAUAUGGAAUUGAUCCUCAACGGAGGCUUCUCACCCUUGGAGGGCUUUAUGACAGAGAAGGACUACAAUGGAGUGGUGGAGAACAACCGUCUGGCGGAUGGCAACCUCUUCUCCAUGCCAAUCUGCUUGGAUGUCAGCCAAGAGGAGAUCAAGGCAUCGGGAAUCAAGCCUGGCGCACGAAUCACCCUCAGAGACUCUCGUGAUGACAGAAAUUUGGGCAUUAUGACAGUGGGCGACGUAUACCAGCCAGACAAGAAGAAGGAGGCUAAGGAGGUCUUCGGUGGUGAUCCCAUCCACCCAGCAGUGAAAUACCUUUUCAACCAGACCGAGGACUACUACGUUGGAGGCAAGAUCGAGGCCAUUGAUCGCUUGAUGCACUACGACUAUGUAGCUCUCCGCUUCACCCCUGCUGAGCUCCGCGGACAUUUCGACAAGAUGGGUUGGUCGCGUGUGGUGGCUUUCCAGACCAGGAACCCCAUGCACCGAGCUCAUCGCGAGCUUACAGUCCGCGCUGCUCGUAGCAGACAAGCUAAUGUGCUUAUCCACCCUGUGGUGGGUAUGACCAAGCCGGGCGACAUCGACCACUUCACUCGGGUCCGAGUCUACCAGGCUCUGCUCCCUCGCUACCCGAACGGCAUGGCUGUGCUCGCUCUGCUCCCUCUGGCUAUGCGUAUGGCUGGACCUCGCGAAGCCAUCUGGCAUGCCAUUAUCCGCAAGAACCACGGUGCUACUCACUUCAUCGUCGGCCGUGACCACGCAGGACCCGGCAAGAACAGCAAGGGCGAGGAUAUGUACGGUCCUUACGAUGCACAAUACGCUGUGGAGAAGUACAAGGAUGAGCUUGGCAUUGAGGUUGUACCUUUCCAGCAAAUGACUUAUCUCCCCGACUCCGACGAAUACAAGCCCAAGGACGAGGUCGCGAAGGACAUCCGCACAGCCGACAUCUCCGGCACUGAGCUUCGUCGUCGUCUACGCACAGGCGGCGACAUCCCAGAAUGGUUCUCCUACCCCGAAGUCGUCCGCGUGCUGCGAGAGUCCCACCCACCACGCAACAAGCAAGGCUUCACCGUCUUCCUAACAGGCUACACAAACAGCGGCAAAGACGCCAUCGCCCGCGCCCUGAACGUAACCCUCAACCAACAAGGCGGCCGCGCCGUCUCCCUCCUCCUGGGCGAAACCGUCCGCAACGAACUGAGCUCCGAGCUCGGCUUCUCCCACGAAGACCGCAACAAAAACAUCGCCCGCAUUGGCUUCGUCGCCUCUGAACUCACCAAGUCCGGCGCCGCCGUCAUCGCCGCCCCGAUCGCACCCUUCAAGGAUUCUCGGAAAUCCGCCCGAGAAUUGGUGGAGAAAUACGGCUCCUUCUACCUCAUCCACGUCGCUACGCCAUUAGAGUACUGCGAGAAGACGGAUAAGCGUGGGAUUUACGCCAAGGCGCGUAAGGGCGAGAUUAAGGGCUUCACGGGCGUGGAUGAUCCUUAUGAGGCGCCGGAGGGGAAGGAGGCGGAUUUGGUGGUGGAUAUUAGUAGGAUUAAUGUUAGGACUGCUGUGCAUCAGAUUGUGCUGUUGUUGGAGAGUGAGGGGUUGCUUGAUCAGCUUUAG
Messenger RNA from Recurvomyces mirabilis, 1737 nucleotides. It is a transcript of the gene MET3, whose product is annotated as Sulfate adenylyltransferase. Gene Ontology annotation, molecular function: adenylylsulfate kinase activity; sulfate adenylyltransferase (ATP) activity; ATP binding. Gene Ontology annotation, cellular component: cytoplasm. Gene Ontology annotation, biological process: sulfur amino acid metabolic process. The transcript is spliced from 2 exons. The coding region runs from base 1 to 1737 and encodes 578 amino acids. The record is from RefSeq and is a predicted model, not a curated record. Lineage: Eukaryota; Fungi; Ascomycota; Dothideomycetes; Mycosphaerellales; Teratosphaeriaceae.